This is a messenger RNA of Periconia digitata, 249 nucleotides long. The record is from the annotation of a GenBank genome assembly. NCBI's taxonomy places the organism in Eukaryota, Fungi, Ascomycota, Dothideomycetes, Pleosporales, Periconiaceae.
GAACAUUCCACAAUUGACCAACUGGUAACGUCAUCAACUGUCAUCCACGGUGUCUUUAUGCGCUUGAAAUGUCGCAGAUUGACAGCCUUUAUAUUCAAUUUGCUGAUUACUGGCAUACUGCGAUAUAUCUUGCGAAACAGCAGUGCGUACGCCGCAAGUGCGCUGCGGUUUACAUUCUUGAACUUUGCAAAUCAAACUGCUAUGUCAACGUUGACGAUUGAAUCCCGCGUUUUAUAUCCCAGCUCUUCU